UGGAUUGCGCUGAGAGAGGCUUAUAUCAACAACAACAACAACAACUGCAGCAAGUAUCACAAAUUGUAAAAUGCAAAGCGGCUGUAGCCUGGGAGAUUGGAAAACCCCUUACAAUUGAAGAAAUAGAGGUUGAAGUACCAAAAGCCAGUGAAGUUCGAAUCAAGAUGGUUGCAACAGGAAUCUGUCGCACCGACGACCAUGUUUUGAAGGGGGCUUUAAAAGGUAUUGAUUUUCCUGUCAUUUUGGGCCAUGAAGGAGCUGGAAUAAUUGAAAGCGUUGGAGAAGGUGUGACUGGACUUAAACCAGGAGACAAAGUUAUUCCACUUUGUAUCCCACAGUGUGGAAAGUGCAGUUCUUGCCUUAAUCCAAAUACCAACUGCUGCCUUAAAACUCAUCUCAGUGAGUCACAAAAUGUAAUGCCUGACAAGACAUCUAGAUUUUUGUGCAAAGGAAAAGCUGCUUAUCACUUUUUAUGGACAAGCACCUUCUCGGAAUAUACUGUGGUUCCAGUUGAUGCAGUUGCAAAAAUUGAUGACAGAGUACCCAUGGAUAAGGCCUGCCUUUUUGGAUGUGGUUUUCCAACAGGAUAUGGAGCUGUUGUCAAUACUGCUAAGGUGGAGCCCGGUUCUACUUGUGCUGUGUUUGGGUUAGGUGGAAUUGGCCUUUCAGCUGUAAUAGGUUGCAAAUCUGCAGGAGCUGCAAUAAUUAUAGCUGUUGAUAUAAACAGUGCUAAAUUCGAUAUCGCUAAGGUGUUUGGGGCAACAGAAUGUAUCAAUCCUCUGGAUUAUUCCAAGCCAAUCCAGGAGGUGAUUACUGAAAUGACAAAUGGAGGAGUACAUUAUUCCUUUGAAUGUAUUGGAAACACAGAUACAAUGAAAGCGGCCCUGGAAUGCUGUCACAUGGGAUAUGGAACCAGUGUUAUUAUUGGAGAGGCUCCAUCAGCAGCACAAAUCUCUUUUGAUCCAAUAUUGCUGUUUACAGGACGUACAUGGAAAGGGAGCAUAUUUGGAGGUUGGAAAAGCAAGGAAAGUGUCCCUCGACUGGUUGAUGAAUUCAUGGCAAAUAAAUUUAAUCUUGAUGGAUUGGUGAGCCACACUUUGCCUUUUGAUCAGAUAAAUGAGGGGUUUGAGCUUUUACGCUCUGGUAACAGCAUCCGCACUAUCCUGAUGUUCUGAUUUCCUGAACUGAAAGCUUUCCUGUGGUUGAUACCUUCACUUAAUGUACAGCACAGAAACAAUUUGGUAUUAAGCAGUGUUCCAGCUAACUGGAAAACCAGUAAGCCUGAAUUAUGGGGUCAUAACUGCUCUGUUAACAGCUUUGUAAUAUAAAUCUUUCUCUGUAUAAACAGAGAUUUGUUUGAAAUAAUUAUUACUUUUCCUCAGUACUUUUGCCCAUAUUUUGAAUUUGUGAGGCGAUACAGCAUUACAGAUUUAUGACCGCUCAUUCCUCUUUUUAUGUGCAGUUACCGCUUUUAAAGGAUAAGUAAACCUUAACAUUGAAUGUAAAAUUUCUCAGGACACUUUUUUUUGAGCAAUGCAAAAUCAGAAUAGUUCCCUGCUUUUCUUCUAAAUGCAUAUCUCUUUGACUGUACAGUUAAUAAAAACUUAAAUAGUGCUGAAACUUAAAAAAAAAACAAAAAAAAAAAUUCAUGUAAAUUGCAAAAGUGCUUAGAAAAGCACCCUGAGCAAAAGGAGGAGUUACGAUUAGCAUAAUACAUGUACAUGUUACUACUGACUAGUGUGGAAAAUUAUUUGAUGAGUUUAUGCCCAAAUCACAUAUGUCUUAGAAUUAAAUAAAAUAGCAGCUUAUGUUCUGUUCAUUUUUUCUGUGGGCCAGUGUAGCAAUGUAUUGUAUGUUAUAACCAUGAAAUAGAAAAUAAUUUAAGUUGGCUGUUCAAAGGAAUUUAGUAUUAUUAUUAUAAUUAUUUUUAGUAUUAUUAUUUUUGUAAUUAUUUAAGUAUGGCUUUAUGGUUUAUUUGGCACCUUUGAAUCUGUGUCAACAUUACCCUUCUAUUUACCCUGUAUUAAUGCUAUACUAAGGGACCAUGAUGCCAUAUUUUGUGUUAAUGAGAUCAAAACAGUCUUUCUGCAACAUGACUUAUAUUUGUAGCUUUAUCUCAGCACAUUAAACUGGUCAUUAGUUGGUCUAUACAUAUACAAAAUAAAUUCAUGUCUUCUCCCACAA
Molecule: messenger RNA, 2184 nt
Organism: Xenopus tropicalis (tropical clawed frog)
Lineage: Eukaryota; Metazoa; Chordata; Amphibia; Anura; Pipidae
Gene: adh1
Product: alcohol dehydrogenase 1
Exons: 9
Coding region: 165-1175 (336 amino acids)
Molecular function (GO): alcohol dehydrogenase (NAD+) activity; zinc ion binding; oxidoreductase activity
Source: RefSeq, a predicted model, not a curated record